Messenger RNA from Aspergillus versicolor CBS 583.65, 2251 nucleotides. RefSeq names its product ADAM family of metalloprotease ADM-A (gene admA). NCBI's taxonomy places the organism in Eukaryota, Fungi, Ascomycota, Eurotiomycetes, Eurotiales, Aspergillaceae. Gene Ontology annotation, molecular function: metalloendopeptidase activity. The record is from RefSeq and is a predicted model, not a curated record. The transcript has 3 exons. Gene Ontology annotation, biological process: proteolysis. Bases 143 to 2221 code for a protein of 692 amino acids.
UGGAAGCUCAGUCGAGGCUGUGGGGUGUCUGCUUUGUCGGUGAUGCAGUAAGCGAUUCCCUGGGCGGUCGUGAUGUGGCUGUAGUCUGGUUAUAUACAACGGGGGGUCGUUGGUGGUGAGCUGGAGUGACAGGUUUGCAGCCAUGAGGGUUCCUAGGUUUACUCUCUUUUUUUGUAUUUGGUUCUUAUUCGCUCUGACAGUGAAUGCACACUCAACUCGCUCUCUGGCCUUGUACAACACCACUACCCUGCAGAAUGUCGCCAUCCACACGGCGUCACACAAGGUCAAACCCUCCACGGAAUUCAACAUUACAUUCACAAUAGACGACGAAGAGACACCCGUCAAGUUAGUACUGACACCCAACCGCGACCUGUUCGUCCAGGAGCCACAUAUCCAGUUCAUCGGCGGGAAUGGAGCCCGCCGGACAGAGAGUAUGAAACGCAGCAAGCACCGCGUCUUCCGGGGUACUGUAUUUCUGCAAUCACCUUCUUUCCAAUGGAUUCAGGUUGGAUGGGCUAGGAUCACUGUUGUUAGAGAUGGAGUCGACCCUCUCUUCGACGGCGCGUUCAGUAUCUCGGGCGUACAGUACGAUAUCAAACUCGAAUCUAACAAGGAAAAUGGCACUCGACAACAGCGAAUGACCGUACAACGGGGCUACCAGGACCAGAUAUUAGCAGCAGCAGCUCCAGCAUGGUCCGGGUCCUUGGAGGUCCUCAAACGGCAGUAUACGCUCACCAGCGACGACUUCGUCGACUCCAUCGGCAGCACGGAUGGAUGUCCCAGCGAUCGCGAGAUUGCACUCAUCGGAAUCGCCACGGACUGCACAUACACUGGCUACUUCGAGUCGUCCGAGGACCUGGUCCAGUCCCUCGUGACGAUGGUCAACACGGCAUCCGAGGUCUUCGAGUCCGCGUUCAAUAUCGCCCUCAGCUUCCACAACCUCACCAUCCAGGAAGAAGAGUGUCCAAGCUCCCCAACCCGUGAAGAGCCCUGGAACGUAAACUGCGCAGCUGGUGGGUUGGACUUCCGCCUGCAGCAGUUCACGGAGUGGAGGGGGACAUUGAGGAACGAUGAGAAUGCCUACUGGACGCUGAUGACGGGGUGUCCGACUGAGUCGGAGGUUGGGGUUUCGUGGGUUGGACAGCUGUGUGAUAGCGAGCGGAGCACGAAUAUUGUGGCGAGAGCUUCGAAUCAGUGGCAGGUCUUUGCGCAUGAAUCUGCGCAUACGUUCGGCGCAUACCACGACUGUGAUAGAAACACCUGCGCCCGCGGUCGACAGUGCUGUCCGCUGUCUGGCUCGACGUGUAGCGCUGGUGGCGAAUAUCUCAUGAACCCAGUCUCGACGUCUCCUCAAAGCGAGUUCUCGCCGUGUACGAUUGGGAAUGUCUGCGCGGCCAUGGGAUCACGGAUGGUGAACACGCGCUGUCUGACGACAAAUACAAACACACCCACCGUUUCAGCUGGGGAAUGCGGGAAUGGAAUUCUCGAAGUCGGAGAAGAGUGUGACUGCGGCGACGAGUGUGAUGGGAAUCCCUGCUGUGAUGGAUCGACGUGCAGGUUGAUUGGGGACUCGGUCUGCGAUGACUCUACGGACUCUUGCUGUUCUGAGUGCCAGUAUGCGUCGGCGGGGACGGUUUGUCGCGCUGCUAUUAGUGAGUGUGAUAUCGAAGAGACCUGCUCUGGGAAUUCUCGAGAUUGUCCAGAGGACGAGCAUGAAGAGGAUGGAGGCUCCUGUGGGACUGGUGAUGAUUUAUUCUGCGCCACUGGGCAGUGCACGAAUCGCGACUUGCAAUGUCAGCAGCAGCUUACUGGCGAUAAUUCUACUAUAUCGUCGUGCGGGAACAAUACGUGUAUUCUGGAGUGUUCGUCGUCCUGGGGACAGGCUGGGUCUUGUUCGAGUGCUGGGAAUGUCCUGGAUGGCACACCCUGCGAUGGCGGUCUAUGCCGCAGUGGAGAAUGCAGGAGUAGACGGGACAAUAGCGGAAGCUCAUGGGUGGACCGACAUCGGUCUCUGGUUAUUGGUCUAUCGGCUGGAAUAGGAGGUGCCUUGGUUCUUGCUGGUCUGUUCUGUAUUAUCUGCUGCUGCUGCCGACGACGCCCUAAGAAGGCCACCCCUGUGUCUCAGCCACCGCUACCACAGCGUCUUCCUGUCGGGGCAUAUAUUCCUCCUCCGCCUGCUUACUCGCCUCGGCCUCCAAUGGCGUCAUAUAGAUAUGCUUGAUCAAUGAAUAUCUUAGUUCAACCUUAGCCU